This is a messenger RNA of Larimichthys crocea (large yellow croaker), 1371 nucleotides long. It is a transcript of the gene hmgn3, whose product is annotated as high mobility group nucleosomal binding domain 3. Lineage: Eukaryota; Metazoa; Chordata; Actinopteri; Sciaenidae. Bases 175 to 528 code for a protein of 117 amino acids. Gene Ontology annotation, biological process: chromatin organization. The transcript is spliced from 7 exons. Gene Ontology annotation, molecular function: nucleosomal DNA binding. The record is from RefSeq and is a predicted model, not a curated record. Gene Ontology annotation, cellular component: chromatin; nucleus.
CCCAAUGGUUGUGGGAGGUAUAGAGUUUUGGGGAGUGCAUAUAAUCAACAUAUUAUCGAAGGUGCUUAGAUAUUGAUCCUGUAUUUCGAGGUAGUUCAAAUUCGUCUCUCUUGGACCUUCGGGUUUGACCUUAAUUUUUAUUCCGUGCUCGGUGGAGAAUAAUUCGCGUGCAAAAUGCCGAAGAGAAAGUCUCCAGAGGGUCCUGAGGGCAAGGAGGCCCCCAAAGUCACAAAACAAGAGCCCACCAGAAGGUCAGAGAGACUGUCAGCGAAACCUGCUCCCCCCAAGCCUGAGGUCAAGCCCAAGAAGGCCAUCGUCAAGAAGGUGGUAGAUGAUAAGGGGUUGAAGGCAAAGAAAGGCGGUGCUAAGGGUAAGAAGGAUGACGGCCCUGCCCAGAACGGAGAGACCAAGACCAAUGAGAUCUAUGUGUCUCGUCCGUCUGUCAGAGUGUCCUCCGUCAGAAGCACCGCUCCCUCCCUGAUGACAGUGAGAGGGCAGAGUGAGACAGUCAGAGUUAAGGGUAACUGAGGCAGCAGAGGAUGCGACUGAGGAGAAGGCGUAAAGACACGGACGCGUCCACCGACUCGUCCUCUCUGACUCCAUGGCAGCAAAGCAUCUUUUUUUACUGACGAUUUUUGUACCAUGCUGAAUUUUUUUUAGACUUGUGAUAGUAGAGACGGACAACCAGCAGCCCCAUCCUCAUAUGUUCACACUCCUCUCAGCUCCUCUACCUACAGUACUUUUUCGCUCGAUUCUCCUCCCCUCCUCCAUUCUGUGUCACUAAACGCCUCUCAGAAGCAACAAGACAGAAUGAAGUGUUUUUUAUCAGACGGCUGCAGAUGUUCUUCAUCUUGCCUGAAGGGGAACGGUAAUCAUGACUGUUAUGAUCUCUAAACCAGCUCUGCCUAUAUUUGUAGUCACUACAAAAGAUGAUCAUUAUUAUUGGCACUCUUGACUUUUUACCCCCGGAUUGUUUAAGGUGAAGAUUUGUGGAUGUGUAUCAGCAGUGCGGCGUUAGAAGAAAUCAGAUUCAUAGUCGCCAUGGAGAACAUCUGCAGCUUUUUUUUAAAAAAGAAAUCUCCGUUUUUAGAAUCACUACCACUGUGUUUCACAUAGCUCCUUUUGUAUGUGUGUGCUGGAGCGAAUGUGUUUGUGGGUCUCUGUGUUUGACUUCAGUUCACUUUGCCCCCCCCCCCCAAAAAAAAAACCCACCCCACCCUCCCUGAACGCCUUGUCCUGCAGCAGAGUGACAUAGCAAUAAUGAGUGGUGCUUCUGUUCUAGACGGCUCUAUUGGCUUUGGACCCUCUGGGCUUCUUUGAGUUUCAUCUUGUUGGGAGAGUAUUUUGAAAUAAAAGAAAAAGUUGAUGUCA